Molecule: messenger RNA, 1016 nt
Organism: Micromonas commoda
Lineage: Eukaryota; Viridiplantae; Chlorophyta; Mamiellophyceae; Mamiellales; Mamiellaceae
Exons: 2
Coding region: 30-956 (308 amino acids)
Biological process (GO): very long-chain fatty acid biosynthetic process
Molecular function (GO): oxidoreductase activity, acting on the CH-CH group of donors
Source: RefSeq, a predicted model, not a curated record
CUCGUCUACCGACACCGACGCACGAUACCAUGAAGCUCAAGGUUGUCUCUCGCUCCGGCAAGGCUCUCUUUCCCGACGGGCUGGAGGUCAAGGACUCGGCCACCACCGAUGACCUCAAGGCCGCGUUCCACAAGAUCAAGCGCAAGUACUACCCCACGCGCCAGAGGUUCACGCUCCAGGUCCCACCCGGCGCUCCCCCCAAGACGAGGGGCACCCCGCUCACCGCGGGCAAAUCGCUCAGCAAGGAUUACGGCCUCGCCGACGGAUCCACCGUGGUGUUCAAAGAUCUCGGUCCCCAGGUGCCUUACGCCGUGGUGUUCCUCGCCGAGUACGCGGGCCCCAUGCUGUGCUACCUUCCGUUCUUUUUCAUGCGCCGAGAGAUCUACGGCGGAUUCCUGGGCAUGAAGGGAGCGGACAAGCCCGCGCACAUCUCUCAGCAGCUCGCGUGCGCGUUUCACACCGCGCACUACCUCAAGCGCAUCCUCGAGACGAUAUUCGUGCACCACUUCUCCAACGACACGAUGCCCAUCUUCAACCUGUUCCGCAACUGCGGGUACUACUGGGGCUUCGCGUCUUUCAUCUCCUACUUCAUCAACCACCCGGAUUACACUCCGGUUGGCGAGACGCAGAUGAUGGUGGGCUUCGGCGUCAGCGCGCUGAUGCAGCUGGGUAACCUGCACUGCCACAUCUACCAGGCCUCGCUCAGGUCUGACGGGAGCAAGGCGUACAAGGAGCCCAAGGGUGGGCUGUUCAAGGUGGUGACGUGCGCAAACUACUGCUGCGAGAUUUACCAGUGGGUCGGUUUCAACAUCGCCACGCAGAGCGCGAUGGGCUGGAUUUUCAUCGCCUGCGGCGCCGCGCAGAUGGCGGAGUGGGCGAACGCCAAGCACAGGAGGCUCAGGAAGCUCUUCCCGGGGUUCAAGCGCCCGUUCAAGCUCCUCCCGCCCUUCUACUAAUACUAAUACCGCCGGUUGAGUGUGUAACACGCGCUUCAAUAAUAAAAGUAUCAUCGCGUC